GGAAACAUAGUUAAUAACAAAUUUAAUAAAGAGAACAAUUUAAAUUAUAUAAUUUCAUAAUUCAAUUGAAAUUAAAAGAAAAAAAAAGUGUUUAGCAUUUCGCGCUUACGAAAAUUUUUUAAAAAAAAAAAUAUUCAAAGUAUAAAAAAAUUUAGAGAAAUUUUUUCGGAUUUAAUUCUUUUGUUAUCAAAAUACUUGAUAUUUAGAAAGAAUUUAACAAUUUUCUUUUUUGUGAUAAUGCCAACAAAGGGUAUAAAAUCAUCAAAAAUUCCCUCAGCAAUUGGAAAAACAACCGAUAAUAAGAACCGUGAACAAUUUCAACAAAAAUCAUCACAAUUAGUUACUGAUGAUGACAAUGAAAUUACCCCAACAAUUCAUAUGAAUGGUGCAAUUAAAAAACAUGGUAAAUCUCAGCGUACACAAUGGAAUGUUCAAGCAACUGAAUAUGCUAAAAAAACAAAAAAUCAUAUUAGGCAUGUUGUACAGGAAUUAAAAUUGGAACCGAAUCCAGAUAAACCAAUGAUACCAUUAUCCAUUGGUGAUCCUACUACAUUUGGAAAUCUUCAAGCAUCUGAUGAAACAAUAAAUGCUGUUAAAAAAGCUAUGGAAAAUUCUAAAGCUAAUGGUUAUGGACAUUGUGCUGGUUUUGAAGAAGCUAGAGCUGCUGUUGCAAAAUAUUGUGAACAUCAAGGAAAAGUAACAGCUGAAGAUGUUAUAUUAUGUUCUGGUUGUUCAUCUUCAUUAGAUUUAUGUAUUACUGCAUUAGCUGAAAAGGGACAAAAUAUUUUAAUGCCUAGACCUGGUUUUUGUUUAUACAAAACAUUAGCUGAGGGUAUUUCAGUUGAAGUUCGUUUGUAUGAUCUUUUACCAGAACAUCAGUGGGAAGCUGAUAUUAAUCAAUUGGAAAGUUUAAUUGAUGAUAAAACUGCUGCUAUUAUUGUUAAUAAUCCAAGUAAUCCAUGCGGGAGUGUGUUCAGUAAAAAAAAUUUACAAGCUAUAAUUAAGGUUGCUGAAAGAAAUUUCGUUCCGAUUAUUGCUGAUGAAAUUUAUGAACAUUUUGUAUUUCCUGGAUCAGAACACAUUGCUGUAAGCACACUAUCACAAAAUGUACCGGUAUUAUCGUGUGGAGGUUUAACCAAAAGAUUUUUAGUACCAGGAUGGCGUUUAGGAUGGAUUGUCAUACACGACAGACAUGAUAUAUUAAAAGAUGCUACCCGUGGUUUAAAAAAUUUAACUGGAAGAAUUCUGGGACCAAAUACAUUAAUACAAACAGCACUACCAGAUAUUUUAGAAAAAACUACUCAAAAAUUUUUUGAUGACACUAUAUCUGUUAUUUAUAAAAAUGCAUUUUUAGCUUUUGAGAUGUUAAAUAAGGUACCUGGUUUGAAACCGAUAAUGCCUGCUGGUGCCAUGUAUAUGAUGAUAGGAAUAGAAAUUGAUAAAUUUCCAGAAUUUCCAGAUGAUUUGGAAUUCGUUCAACGUCUUGUAGGAGAACAAAGUGUAUUUUGUUUACCAGGUGCUUGCUUCGAUUAUCCUAAUUAUAUGAGAAUAGUAUUAACAGUACCUGGAGAAAUGAUCAAAGAAGCGGCAGAUCGAAUUGCUGAAUUUUGUGAGAAGCACUAUGAAUCAGAUAGCAAUAUUAUUGAAAAUAACUCCUUAGAAUUAGCUAAGUGUUAAUAUACGUGUGUAUUUCCUGUUGAAGCAAAUUUUUACUUUUCAGUGUAUGUUCUUUUUCUGCAUUUUUUUCUGCUUCUUGAUGUACUAUUUCAUUUUAAUUAAUAUUUUUCAAUGUUAAAUUAGAUUCUAAGUAUGUUAUGAUUGUUAACCUGACUUAUUAAAGUGUAUAACGUUUUAAUUUAUAAGAUAACAUUCAAAUAAAGAUAGAAAAUAUUUUUUUUAAA
Condylostylus longicornis is the source of this 1901-nucleotide messenger RNA. RefSeq names its product tyrosine aminotransferase (gene Tat). Gene Ontology annotation, biological process: biosynthetic process; aromatic amino acid metabolic process. Gene Ontology annotation, molecular function: pyridoxal phosphate binding; L-tyrosine:2-oxoglutarate transaminase activity. Lineage: Eukaryota; Metazoa; Arthropoda; Insecta; Diptera; Dolichopodidae. The transcript has 3 exons. Bases 238 to 1677 code for a protein of 479 amino acids. The record is from RefSeq and is a predicted model, not a curated record.